Molecule: messenger RNA, 5201 nt
Organism: Trachemys scripta elegans
Lineage: Eukaryota; Metazoa; Chordata; Testudines; Emydidae
Gene: CACNA2D1
Product: calcium voltage-gated channel auxiliary subunit alpha2delta 1
Exons: 39
Coding region: 458-3706 (1082 amino acids)
Cellular component (GO): L-type voltage-gated calcium channel complex
Molecular function (GO): voltage-gated calcium channel activity
Source: RefSeq, a predicted model, not a curated record
CUUGCUCGUAGCAGGGAAGCAAAGGAGAAAUCUCCCAGCCUCUGCUGCUUCCCACAACUCACCCCCUCCAACACCCCCACGCCCGCCGCCGCCUCCUCCGCCUCUCCCCUCCCCUCCUCCGCAAUCGGGAAUAAAUCAGGGAAGGAGCGAGCCGCGCACGCCAGAGCGAGCAGAGAUCUGUUCCAAAAGUAGCCCUGAUGGCGGCGGAUCGGAUGGAGCCGGAGCUGCCGCUGGAGUAGCGGCGAGUCAGAGUAUCUCCCUGGAUCCCCCGCUCCACCCACAGAUCUCAAUCGGUCUCCUCCCCACCCCCAGCUCCGGUCCCUGCUGCUGUGCCCAUCGCUGGGCGGCUCCUCGGAGAAGGGGGGACACUUUAAAAAGCAAAACAAUCCCCUACUCAUUUAAUUUUAUUAUUUGUUCCGUCUCCGUGACUGGGGGGAAUCGAUCUUCGAUCAGGAAGAUGGCUGCUGGCUGGCUGCUAGUCUUUAGUCUGACACUUUUCCAGUCCCUGGUGAUGAACCUGUCCUCCGAAGGACCCUUCCCUUCUGCCACAACAAUAAAGUCAUGGGUGGAUAAAAUGCAAGUCGAUCUUGUAACGUUGGCAAGAAGCGCAAGUGGGGUGGACGAGCUUGCCAAGAUUUAUACGAAAUACAGUGAUCUGUAUACAGUGGAAGCCAACAAUGCACGUGACUUGGUGGAAAUUGCAGCCAGCAAUAUUGAAAAACUACUGAGUAACAGAUCAAAAGCCCUGGUGAACCUUGCAAAAGAAGCAGAGACAUUUCAAGCAGCACAUCAGUGGAGGGAUGAGUUUGGGGGAAAUAACCAAAUUUAUAACAAAAAUAAAGAGAAAAGGAAUGACUCUGAAAAGAACGAGAGUGAAUCUGGAAGCCAGAAAAUCAGACCAGUGUUUGAAGAAGAUGCUGUUUUUGGACGACAAAUAUCUUACCAGCAUGCAGCAGUCCACAUACCAACAGAUAUUUACGAAGGCUCUACAAUAGUGUUAAAUGAACUCAACUGGACUGGAGCAUUGGAUGAGGUAUUCAAAAAGAACAGAGAAGAAGACCCAACUUUGUUAUGGCAGGUUUUUGGCAGUGCGACUGGCCUCGCCCGGUAUUAUCCAGCCUCCCCAUGGGUAGAUAAAAGCCGAACUCCAAACAAGAUAGAUCUAUAUGAUGUUCGCAGAAGACCAUGGUACAUCCAAGGAGCUGCAUCUCCAAAAGACAUGCUUAUUUUAGUUGAUGCGAGUGGGAGCGUUAGUGGACUGACACUGAAGUUGAUCCGAACCUCCGUCAUUGAGAUGCUAGAAACGUUGUCAGAUGAUGAUUUCGUGAAUGUAGUUUCAUUUAACAAUAACGCUCAGAAUGUCAGUUGCUUUAAUCAUCUUGUCCAAGCUAAUGUGAGGAACAAGAAGAAGCUGAAAGAGGCAGUCUACAAAAUCUCAGCUAAAGGAAUCACUGACUACAAGAAAGGCUUUACCUAUGCUUUUGAACAGUUGCAAAAUCACAGUGGCUCUAGAGCUAAUUGCAAUAAGAUCAUUAUGUUGUUUACUGAUGGUGGUGAAGAAAGAGCACAAGAGAUUUUCCACAGAUACAACAAAGACAAAAAAGUACGUGUAUUCACAUUUUCUGUUGGUCAACAUAAUUAUGACAAAGGACCCAUACAAUGGAUGGCCUGCCAAAAUAAAGGUUACUAUUAUGAAAUUCCUUCCAUUGGAGCGAUAAGAAUAAACACACAGGAAUAUUUGGACGUUUUGGGGAGACCGAUGGUUUUAGCUGGAGAUAAAGCAAAACAAGUCCAGUGGACCAAUGUGUAUUUGGAUGCACUGGAACUGGGCCUUGUCAUUACUGGGACUCUGCCUGUCUUUAAUCGAACAGUAGACCAACAAGGGAACAAGAACCAGCUGAUUCUUGGAGUUAUGGGAGUUGAUGUCUCUUUGGAGGACAUAAAAAAACUGACACCACGGUUUACAUUGUGCCCAAAUGGUUACUAUUUUGCAAUUGACCCUAAUGGUUAUGUUUUACUUCAUCCAGAUCUUCAACCAAAGAAUCCUAAAUCUCAGGAGCCCGUUACACUGGAUUUUCUGGAUGCUGAGCUAGAAAAUGAUAUUAAAGUUGAGAUUCGGAAAAAAAUGAUAGAUGGAGAAAGUGGGGAAAGAACAUUUAAAACAUUGGUCAAGUCUCAAGAUGAGAGGUAUAUUGACAAAGGAAAUCGAACGUAUACAUGGACCGCUGUGAAUGGCACAGAUUACAGUUUGGCCUUGGUAUUACCAUCCUACAGCUUUUACUACAUUAAAGCCAAAAUAGAAGAACCAAUAACUCAGGCCAGAUAUUCAGAAACUCUAAAGAUUGAUCACUUUGAUGAAGCUGGCUAUACCUUUAUAGCACCAAGAGAAUACUGUAAUGAUGUAAAAGUAUCAUACAACAACACUGAAUUUCUUUUAAAUUUCAAUGAGUUUAUUGAUCGAAAUACCCCAAACAGCCCUUCAUGUAAUGCUGAUAUGGUCAUUAGAGUUUUGCUGGAUGCAGGAUUUACAAAUGAACUAGUCCAGGAUUAUUGGAGUAAGCAAUCUCUCAAUGGAGUUGUUGCACAAUUUGUGGUUACGGAUGGUGGAAUCACUAGAGUUUUCCCUAAAAGGGCAGGAGAUGAUUGGACAGAAAAUCCUGAAACUUACGAAGUCAGUUUCUAUAAACGGAGCUUGGAUAAUGACAACUAUAUCUUCACAGCUCCAUACUACAACAAAAGUGAAGCCAGUAGCUAUGAAACAGGCAUUAUGGUGAGCAAGGCUGUGGAAAUAACCAUUGGUGGAAAACUUCUUAAACCCGCAGUUGUUGGAAUAAAAAUUGAUGCAACCAGCUGGAUGGAAAAUUUCACCAAAACCACAACCAAGAGCCUGUGCAACAGUGAACUUUGUGGCUGUGAAAGAAACAGUAUGCACCUGGAUUGUGUUGUUCUUGAUGACGGUGGAUUUCUUUUGAUGUCAAAUCAGGAUGAAUAUACCCAACAGAUUGGACGAUUCUUUGGUGAGAUUGACCCUGACCUGAUGCGAAACCUCAUUAACAUGUCCUUAUACGCCUUUAACAAGUCGUACGACUAUCAGUCUGUGUGUGAUCCUGAAGAAGAACCAAAGCAAGGAGCUGGUCUUCGUUCUGCAUACGUACCUACAGUAGCGGAAAUUUUGCAUGUCGGAUGGUGGGCCUCUGCAGCCGCUUGGUCUAUCUUGCAACAGCUGUUUUUGGGCCUGACUUUUCCACGUUUCCUUGAGGCAGCGGAAGCAGAUGAUGAGGAUUACGCUACUAUCCUAUCCAAACAGAGCUGCAUUACUGAGCAAACUCAGUAUUUCUUUGAAAAUGAUGAUAAAUCCUUCAGUGGGAUUGUAGACUGUAUAAACUGUUCCAGACUUUAUCAUGCAGAAAAGCUUUCACACACCAAUCUAGUAUUUAUAAUUAGUGACAGCCAACGGAUGUGCCGCUCUUGUGACCCAAAGCCAUUGAUGCAAGCAGAAAAGCCGGAUGAAGGGCCAAAUCCUUGUGAAAUGGUGAAGCAGCCCAGAUACCGAAAGGGGCCUGAUGUCUGCUUUGAUAACGAUAAUGCGGAAGAUUCGUCAGACUGUGGUGGGGUCUCUGGACUGAGCCCACCAUUCUGGUCUAUGAUAGGAAUCCAGUUUGUCCUGCUUUGGCUGUUAUCUGGCAGCAGACAUGGCCAGUUAUGACCCUGUGAAACCAAAACCUGCAUAACUAAUCAAGACCCUGCCAAAACGUUAGCCCUCACUUUCAUUAUCAAAGGGUCAGCUAUUCAGACAGCAGAAGAACAGCAAUGCCCAUAACUUGGUAUCAGUCUAUGUGAAAGAUUCAUAAAGGCACCCACAGUGGCUGCAUGUUGGAGUGUCAGAUCGUUAAACAUGUGUGAAUGCUGCAUCAUCUCUGCCAUCAGAACAGAAUUCUAUAUGUGCUUUAUUGAGGAAUCUAAGAUUUUUGUGUUCAUUGUUGUAUCGUUGAUGACUUCAUGUAAAAGGGCUCCCCUUAAAAUAGCUUAUGUAUGAUAUGAUUUCCAUUUAUUUUGAUCUUAGCAUUGAAUUUGUUGCAAACCCUAUAUGCUUUUACAUGAACACUUGUGAAAUCACAUUUCUUUAACCCUCCUCUUUUAUUGUAUUAAUACCAUUACAGCUGCUUUGAACAUCAGUUGUGUUCAGAAUAUAAAUAGUUGGCAGACUUCAGUUCGUACAAAACAGCUUAGUGAAUUGAAACUAUCGGCUAGUCUUCUCCAGAAGUUCACCAAGACUGAAAUGCCUUACAAUGAGUGGUUUAUUCUGCCAAAAUUAAUCAAAACAGGUGGCUAGCUAAGUUUUGGUAGGUUCAUAAACUGUUGGUUUUAAAAUAAAACAAAACAAAAAAGCAAGCAAGAAGCUACUGAAUUUUGAAAUAUAAAGGUGUUUGAGAGUAACCAAGUGAUUUUUUUCCUCCUGAACUCGGUGUCAUGUCCCUUUCAGAAAGCUGUUAAUUUCCAUGUAAUGAUCAGUGCUCUCUUCGCAGUGCAGUUCCGUAACGCUAGCCAAAUCCUUCAAAAUGCUCAAACGAAAAAGCUUGUGAAUACAAAAUGUCUUUGUGAUUAUUGAACGUUGGUUUCCAAGGGUAUUUUGCAUGAUGAUGCUGCUACUUUAUUGUUUUUAAGUUUGUUUUCUUGAAUGGUAGAGUAUAGUCCAUUGAAAAGGUAACUGAGUGAUUCUUUUGUUGUGUGAGAAACUGAACAUUGCAAUGUGAUGCAAUUAAAUAAUCUUAAAUUAUAUUGUUAAACAGAGCUCUGAAUAUACUGUGCAAUGAAAAAGCUAAGAAAGUAGCGUAAAUUUAGUUGGCUGGACAAAAGGGAUGAGAUGGAUUUUAUACAGAUUAGUGCUCUCACAUGAAAACCUAUGUACAGAUAUUUUAAGUAUAUAAAAAUCAGAUUUGACACAUUUAUUUUUGAAGAGUAUAUGUUGUUCUGAGAUUCAUGCCAGGUUCCCCUUUUGUUUUCAUGGCAUGGUAGCACCCCUUAAUGUUUAAACUCCUAUUAUUGCUAUUUUAUAUUGAAUAUAGCAAGCUUAAUAGAGCAAGAUUUCCUGGCUGCUGAAAUUAGAACGAAAUCCGAACAAAUGGGGAGCCUUGAAUCUAUAUGUAUGCACAUUGAUACUUGAUUGUGAAUAACAAUAAAAAACAAUUGUUUUAUACAAA